AUGGGAAAGCUAAAGCCUUGGUCGGGUUCCUUUUGGUCGGAUUUCUAUGAACAUGUCAGAAAGGGUACGGUUCGAGUUUAUCAUGGGGAUAUUGCAAGCCUCUCUUCACAUACCGUCCAUUUAUCGACGGGCGAAACGUUGAAAGGCGAUGCUCUGCACUGCUCCACGGGCUGGAAGCACAUGCCAUCAAUCAAGUUCUCACCACCAUCUCUUGCCAUAGAACUCGGUCUUCCUAGCGACGAUGGUCGAUCUAGCAACGACUAUAUCUCGAAAAUCGACGCUGAGAUCAUGUCUCGUUUUCCUGUUUUAAAAGAUCAACCCAACAUGACACCAAAGAGAGACCCGGGGAAAAUCCCAGUUCAAGACAAGUCAGCGCCGUACCGCCUUUACCGAUGCAUGAUCCCCCCAGCCCGUGCAAAUACUCGCAAGUUCGCAGUGGCUGGUGCAAUUCUUACUUUUCAACACCCGGCCGUUGCGCAAAUCCAAGCGUUGUGGAUAUUAGCUUACCUUGACGGUAUACUUCCAGUUGAAGAUUCGAUAGAAGAAUUAAAGUACGAAACAGAGAAAUUUGCCCGUUUUGGGCACUGGAGGUCCCCGGGAGGAUAUGGAAGAAAGUUUCCAGAUCUUGCGUUUGAAACCAUACCGUAUAUCGAUGAUCUUCUGGGGGAUCUGGGGUUGAAGUUCAAGAGAAAGGAUGGUUGGCUGAAGGAAAUAACUGAACCAUAUUUGCCAGGGGAUUAUAAAGGCAUUGUGAGGGAGUGGGCUGAGAUACGCAAAGAACAAGAGAGAACGGAAGGGCUGGUGGAGGGUUAA
Lachnellula hyalina is the source of this 813-nucleotide messenger RNA. Its product is annotated as FAD-dependent monooxygenase. The record is from RefSeq and is a predicted model, not a curated record. The transcript is spliced from 2 exons. The coding region runs from base 1 to 813 and encodes 270 amino acids. Lineage: Eukaryota; Fungi; Ascomycota; Leotiomycetes; Helotiales; Lachnaceae.